Messenger RNA from Zeugodacus cucurbitae (melon fly), 5197 nucleotides. RefSeq names its product general transcriptional corepressor trfA. Lineage: Eukaryota; Metazoa; Arthropoda; Insecta; Diptera; Tephritidae. The transcript has 8 exons. The coding region runs from base 1795 to 4890 and encodes 1031 amino acids. The record is from RefSeq and is a predicted model, not a curated record.
ACUCAUUACAUUUCCAUAAAGUCACAUAUACGCUUCGCAGUGAACAAGCACAACUCAUAGAACUUGAGUUGACAUUCUCUUCUAUUUUUUAUUUGACCAAAAUUUGGCUUAACGACCUUCUCUGCGCAAUUUUUUUGACUUCAACUUCAACCUAGGCUGGCCGUUUUCGGCGUUUGCCGAUAAUGUGAAUUGACCAAACUUCGGCUCAGCCAAAAGCUGUUACAAUUGGAAGUGUGUAGUAGAGCUGAGAUCUGAGAAUAUAAAGCGAAGGUAGAAAGAGUAGCAACUUGUAAAAAAUAUAUAUCAACCAUACAACAACAGCAAUAACAACAAUCAAAAAUACCAAUCGCGUCCAGAAACAAUAGAAAAAUGGAAUAAUAACAAAAACAGCAAUAACAACAAUUCGGCGUUGUAAUUUUCUGCGCUGCCUCUUUCUUCGCACCUGCACUACCGGCUCGGGCGAUCAUCAUUUUGCCGCUACGUUAGUUUAUUGCUUUUUGCGCUGUUUUUGCUGCUCAUCUUCUGCUCCACUAUCUUCCUCAUGCUACAUUUUGCGCCUCUGCUGCCUCUCUUACCCCCUUUCGUUAACUUUUCAAUUUUACUGUUUGUCUUCUUCCACGCAUUCGUUUGCUUUCAUCAAAACACACCUCGGCUCGCACCCGAUUGGAGUUCGUAUCUUAAGUCUUUGGUUAGCCAAAGUUCAGUUUCUUCAUGUACGUCGUCAGUGCUGGUUGUGUCUAUCGGUUGAUUAAGACUCAUUUGACUUAAAACUUGUCAGCAUAAACAAAUCUAAAUAUAAAACAAAUACAAAUACAAAUACAAUUUAUAACUGUUGCAAAUAAAGUGAAAAGCAUAAACAGCAAUUUAACGUGUUUUAUCGUGUUCGUGCGUGUUUGUGUAUGUUGAAAAUUGCAUAAAUAUUGAUUUUAUAUAGAAAAAUCAAAUAGUAACAAAAGUGUGCAAUAUAUUUUUCAGAAAAUUCUGUCGCAAAAACAAGCAGUUCUGCUCAUUGAAUUUUCUUUCCAUCGCGCUCGCAAAGUAAGUGUGUGCAAAAACAAUUUUGUAGCUGUGUGCGCGUGUGUUUGUAUUACUGCCUGGCUGCUGUUGCUGCUGCUGUGAAAGUGCAAAUAAAAGUUGUUAAACUUGUAAGAAAAUAAUUAAAUGCGCUGAAAGCUCUUCUAUAAUGAUUCUAAGUGAAAUUUUGUUGCCCUAAAAAAUGUAGAAAAAUUUGCAUACAACAACAACAGUGUUAGUGUUGUGAAUGGUGUAAAAACAAAAUUGUAAUAGAAAACACAAAACAUAUACAGAAACGCGCUUGAAUUGUUUGCAACAACAACAAAAACAGAAACUAAUAAUUUUCCACAACGCAAAGUGUUGCGAAAUUAAUAUCAAAGGCGAAAAUUAAAUCGUUAUUCGCUACAAUUGUACAACAAGAAAUUGUUUUGUCGACAAUUUAAUGAGCCUCAGCGGUAUUGUCGCAUUGCAUUUGCCUCAAAUUUUUUUCCACAGGAAUAAUUAAUUUCAACCUAAAAACUGACUGCCACAUAAACACAGAAACUCAAUUAAAUUGAAGAAACAACAACAAAAACAAAAACCCAAAAAUAAUAUUAUUGAAAACCAGAAAACUUUUGCACUUUUGCGGUGUUCGCAAACCACCAACAACCUACGCUCGACCAGCACAACAACACCAACAACCCACCAGCCUGGAGACUGGAGUUGUUGGCUAAGUAAUAUUUAUUGCUUUUUGAAUUUUGGCCAAGUCACAAGAUUACAGUAAAGAAAUACAUAUAAAAAAUGGCACUACGCCUGCGACGUGAUGUACAAAAGGCAUCCUAUUAUGUUUGGUUUCUGGGCGCCGAGGAGGCGAAAGGUUUGCGCGGUACACGCGUCAUCAACUCAGUGCUGCCGUAUCUGAUUGAUCGGUCACGCGGCCAAGAGCCACUCAAGGUGACGCUGCAGGUCUCCCACAAGGGUAUCAAAAUAUUGCAGGGCUCCUCAAAACAUUUCAUACCACACAGUGCCAUAACCAGUUCCGUGCAAACAGAUGAUAUCGUUGCAUGCGUUUUGUUGCUAUAUAAUCCGGCAACAAAAUGUCCACUGCACGUACACGCCUACCGUUGCGAUUCCGAGUCCACAGCCGAGGCGUUGCAUCAACAGCUCCAAAUACUAAUCAAUCGGCCAGAUAAUCAAAAACGCUUUGAGGAAUUGGAAACACGUUUGGGCAUUUUACCGCCAUUGCCCACGUCCGGCGGCAGCAGCAACAGCAGCAAUGGUAAAUCUGCAGCCCACAUGUCUAGCAAUGGUCACAGCAAUGAACACAGCAACAGCAGCAAGUCCAAACAUUACUUGUCACAACAACAGCAAUCACAACUGCUACAUCAGCAACAGCAACAACAUCAGCGCCGCCACGACUCGUCACCCAAACGAUUUAGUUCGUCGCUGGGCAGCGAUACUGGCAACAGCACACGCGAAUCUGAAUGCAGCGAAGAGCACAGCGGCGGCUCGCCCGUUUCACGUUCACCGCCAGUCACGGCGACCACAAAACCACUGCCACUGCCUCAGCCCACUAGCGAGCUAUUCGAUUCCUUAGCCGCGGAGCUGCGUGCCAAAUUGAAUGGUAACGGACCGCCUUUGUUACUGCCGCCACGUGACUACGAUACCGUACAUCGUUCCAAGGGUAAUUUGACAGCCAUCGAGCUGCGUCGCUGCCGGAAUGCAUUGAUUGUGGGCGGCGCCACACCCAAUGAGACAGCAGUGCCGGUCGGUGGCAAGCAAGUCUCAUCACGCGGCUCAUCGGGUAUCGGUUCGGAUUUGGCACCGAGUCCAGAGCGACAGGAUUUGAACAGUUCGAGUGAGGAUGAGCAGUGGUCUAACGAAGCGGAUAACUCAGUCAUUGCACUCAAACCGUCACAGAUCGCUAUGGAACGUUCACCGCCUAUAAUUCCCCAUCAUCCACAGUUGAAUCGUAAGAGCGCCGUUCAACCACCAGAAGACAGUUAUUUGCGCGAUUUACCCGCAAAGCCGUAUACACCGCGCCAAAGCGCGCAUCGUGAGAAAAUCGCUGGCCCCCCACAUGAGCGCGAUUCACGUUCGAAAACCCCUUCGACCGCAAGCUGGUCGCGAGAGGAUGAAAUUAAGCCGAUUAUAAUGCGUCCAGCUGAUUACGAUGCGAAAUUUAAUCGCGUCAUGCAGGCCGAAACCAAACAGGAAUAUUAUCGUCGCGCCGAUGGUGGCGGUGGAGGUGGCGGAGGUGGUGUUAGUAGCAACCGAGAACGCGAUCGUGAACGCGAGCAUCCAAAACUACGCGACUCUGAUAAGUAUAAUGAAAUCAAUCGUUUGUUGAACAAAAAACUUUCAUUGGAACGCGAAACGCCCGAUCAACGUUUAGCUAAACACAAACUCGAUGAUGCUGAGGAGUUUAACGACUCGGAUCCAGCUAGCGAUCAUAUGCCCGUGCAUCCGUCCUCAAAUUAUCGCAAAGAAAAUUUAACAGAUAAACAGAAAUUCAUCGAAUAUGCUGCAAAGAAGCAGUCCAAGUCAUAUGCUGUCGACGAAGCACAGCGCUAUGGCGGUCGUCAUCGUUAUGUCGAUCCAGCCGAUCUGCCUUUUGAACAAACCACAAGCCAUAAUAAAUAUGCGGCAGCUCAUCGUAGUACACACUCGCCAGAGCGUUCGGAUUUGGGACACUCGCGUUCAGAUUUGGGACAUACGCGCAGUAGUGAGCACGAUCGCGAUCGCGAGCGAGAGCCAGAACGUUUGCGCGAACGCGAACGUGAACGUGAAAAGGAGCGUGAACGUGAACGCGAGCGAGAACGAGACCGUGAUCAUGAGCGCAAAGAAUAUUCGCGCAGCAAUCAGCGCAAUCCAUACCGCGAACCCGAAAGCCUACCCUACAUACAGAGUAUGGAGAAGAUGAUGAAAUCAUCCGCAAUGCGUUACAAGGCAUUUGAUGGUGCAGUCGACCCGACGGCAGUAGCACCACCGAAGGAAGAGCUACACACAAAACUCAGUUCACAGCACAGCAAAUCGUCAUAUACAAAGCGGGUCAACGAUGAAGUGCGACCCAUAGAAUAUGCUCACUCAAAUGGACGAUCCGAUGUCACACCCAAGGAUCGCUUCAAGGAUGCCAAGGACAAAUUCCGCGCCAUGGAACGUACCGGUAGUCGAUAUGAUCUUGCCGAAGAUAAAGAUAUCAGCGAUUACAGGCCACGAAAUCGCGGUUCCGUUGAGCGCGCAGAUAACGGACGUCCAUACGCUGACUGGAGUGAUGAAGAGCGCCUCGAUGACUCACCACCACCACCGCCAGUCGCAGCACGUUCGCGCUCACGAUCACGCGGCCAACUCUGGGAGGAGAGUAACUUGCCACCUCGCGAAAUGAUACCGCCACGUGAACAUCAUUUGCGUGAGCAUGGCCGAGAGCGUGCAUUCCAGGAAUAUGCGCCAGACAUGCGUGCAACACGUGAAGCGUCAGGCAAACGACUCGACGCCCAUCGCGUAAUGCGUGAACGCUCCAACGACAUGACAGAUGGUCGCGAUCCCUACCGUGAUGCCUAUCGUUAUGAACAGCGCGCUGUGCGCGAUCACUCGCGAGAUACGCCACAUGUACGCGACGAACGCGAACGCGAGCGACAUCGCGAACCGCUAAGACGUGAGUACUCGCCCGAUGUGCGCGCAGCAGGUGCGCCGGAACAUCGCGCAAAUCGCCGACAACCCGAAAAACAUACAGAUUAUUAUCCUCCAGCCACACCGCCACCACCCACAACCGGUGCGCCGAUACCGAAUCCAAAAGGUAUAUCCAAUCUUACGAAGGGCUACCGUCACAGCUAUGCGGAGCCGGUAUUUGCACGCGCCGGUGGUCGUGUUGGCUUGGCGGCCGUUAACCCAUACUGAGAAAGUUUAUCCAAAAUGGAUCCAAGUAGGUAUUAACUUGGUUUCACUGUAAUAUUACUAAUAAUAUACUAAUUUAGCAUAAGUAUUGAAAAGCAAAAAAAAGUUGAAUGCUGAGUUAAAGCAAGUAUUUGGUAAAUUGUACACACUUAAUGAACAAUUUGUAAUAUGUGUAAAACUAAUUGAAAUUUCUUAAAUAUUUUUAAUCAUAUAUUGUAUCAAAUUUAUUGUAUUUGCCUAUGCCCAGCCGCUCAUGGAACUUAAUUAUACAUAUGUUUCCAGUAUAGCUGGCAUAUAUUUCUCUAAAAAU